CUACUCUAGAAAAUAUGGUACUCCAAAGCUAUCAACAAAAUAAAUCACAAUUAAUUAUUUGCAAUAAGGGGUGUACCUGGAUAUUGACUACUUGUUAAUGAAUAGGAAGAAAAACAAUUAAACAAAAUUUAUGUACUAAAGUAAGUUUCUUUUACAUCAUCACAAUUUUAAAAUGAUAGUCAUUGUCAAAUUACUAGAAUUAGGGUCAUUAGUCAUGUUCACAAGUAUAGUAUAAUAAAUAAUAAGUGCUCUGACUCGGAGCUCUGUCUAUCUACUCACUUCGCUAUACUAGACUGUAGUGUAACUAUAGUAAAUACUUAGUAUAUAGUAUAGUCUGUAGUCUAAUCUAUAGUAUAGUCUAUAGGUAGUAAACUUGCUUAGUUAGUAAUGUUAAUGGUUAAUUAUUAUUAGUCAUAAUUAAAAUACGUGCCUUAAAAUACUUUAAAAUACUAUACUUAUACUGAACUGAUAAACUGGUAAUCUAAUAAUUAAACUUAAACUAGUUUGACCAAUUUGAGUAUGUCAGUAGCUGACUGUAGUAGUAUCUAAAAUCUAUUUUAUAUGCCAACUACUUACUUUCUAAAAUAAACUAAACCCGUUCUGAUUCUGAUAGACUACGUUGCUGCAACCAAGUACUGGGGCAUAUGUACAACGUUCUAAAUCUUAUUUAUUAGUUCUUAACUUAAAGUAGUUUAGCCCUUGGCUUUGGCCAACAAUAUCAUUUUAUUAUUAGUUAAUAAAUUUAAAAUUAAAAUAAAACACACGACAGUAAAUAUUAGUCAAUAAUAGUUCACACUUAAACUUAGACUUAGACACAGAGUAGACAACAAAACAGGAAGACUGAAUUUGAUGACAUUAAAAACACAAAGGACCAUGCUAGUAGUGGUGGAUGGCUUCCGAUCAACCAAAGCCACUGUAUAUUCAGGAGUUCCUCAGGGUACAAUGCUGGGCCCCACUUCUCUUUCUCUGUCAUAUAAAUGACCUCCCUGAUACUGUAAAAUCUCAAGUGAGGCUGUUUGCAGAUGACUCUUUUGUCUACAGAGAGAUAAAUAGCUAUGAGGAUCACAUCCAACUACAAGCAGAUUUGAAGAGCCUUAUGAAAUGGGCGGACUAAUGGGGCAUGAAAUUUAACGAAACCAAAUGCUAUUCAAUGAGCAUCUCAAGAAAAAAACAUCAACCUAUAUGUACUCUCUAAACAAGACCAUUCUCCAACAAGUGUCAAAUAAUCCAUACCUUGGAGUUCUUUUCUCUAAUAAUCUAAAACUCCACACUUGGUUUCAUUCGAAGAAAUCUGCGCCACUGCCCAACAUCCUGCAAACGAAAUGCCUAUCUCGCACUCGUCCGUCCGCUACUAGAAUAUGGUGCGAUAAUCUGGGACCCAUACCUAAAGCAAGAUGUGGACGAAAUGGAGCGAAUACAACGCAACGCGCUGCGCUUCAUCGCAAGUGACUAAAAAUUCACCACUCCUGGCUUCGUCACUGACCUCUUAAAAAGAUUUGACAUCCCCUCCCUCAAAGAGAGACGAGAAAAGCUUCGUCUAACAAUUCUCUAUAAAGUGGUCACGGAGCUAGUGCCGGCCAUUCCAGCUAACACGUAUCUAACCCAGCAAAAGCCAGGUCGCUUAAUUAGAGCAAAAUGCUCAAUAAACACUGACUUCACCUCUGAUAACUCCAUGAGCAGUUACAUCCGGAACAAUUUUAAAUGCUUCACUGUGCCUCAGUGUAACACAGUUCAAUAUAAACAGUCAUUCUUCCCACGAACAAUAAUUGCUUGGAACAACAGGACAAUGCCGCCAUGGACUCGACAUGAAUCGAGAGUUUCAAGGCUGCCCUGGCACCCACUAGGAGCCGUUAGGAUAGCCGCAUCGUUUCCCAAACCGCUGCACAUAUGCCAGAUCAUGGAUGCAGCAACGUAGUCAUUCAGAAUCAGGAUAAGUAGUAAUAAAUAAAGUACUAGACUUAAUAAAGAACAUUUUGUACCUGAAUCUGUCUUGGCAGCCAUCUGCGCACCCACAGCCAAAUUCAGAACUAGCAUGAAUAUGAUGAUUAAAAUAUUCAUGGUAAAUUUCAACAGAUGAACAUUAUCACUAUAUUAUAUUUAGUUAUAAAUAAGUAAUUAGGUAAGUAGGUAGUAAAAACCCAAUGCCAGUUAAAAUUCUAUACUAGGAGACGUAGCAAGGUUAGCCUAAUAAAUAAGGCUAAAGACAAAGACUAGUGUAGAAUAAGGCUUCUAAGUAACAAUGUAAUAUUGCUUAAACUGCCUAACCCAGUGGUCAGCAAAUCACGGCUCUUUAAUGACCUGGCUGCUCCUCAGCCACUCUGCCAAAAAUUGGUUUAGACUCUGAAAAACAUGGUUCUUGACAGGUUCUUGAAAAGAAAUUUGGCUUUCAAUAAAAUUUUAAUUGUCCUGUUGCUGAUUUUUGGCUCUUUUAACUAAUGAGUUUGCCGACCACUGGCCUAACCCAUAACUUAAUCUAAAACAAGAGUAAAACUAAGUAUACUGUUGCCAACAGAACUUUUUUAGAAGAUUUGUGUUAGUGUUACUGAAAACUGAGAUUAUAAAGAGUUAUAAGAAGUGCUCAAUUUUGUUUAAGGCUUCAACAAAAAUGGAAGGGGCCAUCCAUAAAUGAUGCCACACUAGUUUGGUAGAUUUGUAACCCGUCCCCCCACAGUCAAAAACGUUAGAUAUCCUCAUCACAAAUUCUUGAUCUCACCCCUUUCCUAGAACUAGAUGGCCCCUAAAACAAGAUCAGAUUAGAUCAAGCACUUCCUGAUUCUAAUUGUUGCCAUUAGAUCAACACAACCGCCAACUAAGAAUUCCCCAGUAGAAUAUGCCCCAACUGAUAAUUAAAUUUUUAUGUUUAAAUCCAUUUAAUAUUUUGUAUGCAAAAUAUAAUGAAAGACUUUAGGUCACUGAGGUUACUGCUUGAGAAAUUCUCACAAUUGCUGUUAAUAAAUUGUACUUGAUAUCUCUGUUCCAAAAACAUUUACAGUAUUUCACCCAAUGACCUUUGUGUAUAACAGAGUAUGCUUAGGGCUAAUCACACCCUCUCCAAUAAGGGGAAAUAAAUUAAUUCAAGGUGUAUAUUAUCCAAAUUGAUAUAAUAUAAACUUAAUUUGCUAAAGUAUUUUUGUUAAGUUUAUUCUUUACUGCAGAUUACACAAAAAUUUUUAAAUAAUUCAUGUUAGUGAUAUCCCAUUUGAUAAUGGUAAAUAUAUGUUUCCUGAAACUCUUUCACAGGCAUUAUUUAAAUGUGGAUCUAGUUUAUCUAGUACAGCAUGGAUGAUGAUAACUAUUAUAUUGUUCUGUGUAAAAAUCCUACACGUUUUGAACCAGUUAGUAAGGCAAACAAUGUAUUCUUUGAUGAUGCAAAUAAACAGGUAAAUUUUUUGCAAAUAUUAGCAGUAAUGAAUGUAGAUUACUCUAAUUGUCAAAUAUUCACAACAUUUUAAUUUACACCACAGUCCAUGGCAUUUUUUAAGAAUCAGUGAUUGUGAAACAGCUUUUUUAUGUUGUGAUUUAUAAUUAUAUUUAACUCAAAAAUCAGUUUACAAAUUACUUUUGUUUGUAGAGUUAUAAAAACACUAAAUGCUGCUAAGAUAUUUAUAACUUACCUAAUUUUAUUCCUUAUACUUUUUAAUAAUUUAUAAUGGGUAUUGUUUCCCUUAGGUGUUUGCUGUUAGAUCAGGGGGUGCCAUGGGUGUAGUUAUGAAAGGACCUGAUGAAAGACCAAUGGCCCCAUUUAGGUAAUUAUUGUGAUCCUAAAUCAAGUUUGUCUGAUAAUUUUGUAAUGGUUAUAUUGUUAUCAAUAUUUAAUAAUUUUUUAUGCAAAUACAACUAUUAAUACUUGUAUUUCAAUAUUUUAAAACAGAAUGGAAGAUCGAGGGGACAUUGUGUCCAUCAAGUUUUCUCCAGAUAAAAAAAUUUUGGCAGCACAGCGCUCCACUAAAACAGUUGUAAGACUUUCUUGAUGCUAAUUAAAAUGAAAUUUAAUUUUUGUAAAAAAAACAAUUUAAAUUUAUUGCUAUUACUUUUAUUCUAAUAAUUGACAUUCCAUAUUUUUGUAAUUCUAAAGUCAAAUAGACUAAAUUAAACCAAACUGUACCGUAUUAAAACAUAUUGUAACCUUGAUCAGGAAUUUCUCAACUUUCAAGAAGACUUCAGCACUGAUCCACAGGAAUAUUCACAAGCCUGCAAAGUAAGCUCUAUCUGUACUAACUGUAAGAUGAGAUAUUCCUGUUUUUAAUUGAUCCUUUUUCAUGUUGUAAUUGUAAGUCAUGUCAUUAUUUGAUUCUUCAGUAUGUUAUACUUUUCACCAAAAAGUUUUAAAAUCAAUUUGAGCAGCUGAUUGGAAAAGUCAGUAAACCAAAUGACUAACACUAACAUUUGUAAAGUCAUUUUAUGAGUUAAAGCCCAGCCCAGAAUUUAAAAUUUAAAAAAAAAUUAAAUUCCAUAUUGCCAAAGAUGGGCAUUGACCCAAGCUCCAAUCAAUACUCAAUCAUCAGCAACUUGGAACACUCUGCUGGAUGUAAUAUAUAUUACAAAUAUUUUACAAGCAGACAAAUCCUAUGGAUGCAUCUUUUUAUUUCAAAAGUAAGAUACAUUUUGUUUUCAGGGUAAAACUACAAUCAUUCGAGGUUUUGUGUGGAGUUCGUACAAUGAAAUAAUAUUUAUAACCACUGGAGGACUGGAGCACUAUCAGGUUUGUUAUUAGCAAUGUCCAUUAUUUUUGUUGUGCUUAAAAUUAUUAGUUUCUAAUUAAUUGAAGACUAAAACUAUUAUUUCUAGAUUUCGAGAAAAUCAGGUUUCUUGAUCUAAAGAUCUAAAAGAAAAUUAUCCUUUAGCGGUUUAAUUGAUAAAUCUUGACCCAUUGGAAACGAAGCUAAAAAUUAUAUGAAAUUUAGUAGUGACCAUCCAUCCAGUUGACAUUUUUUUUUUUUAAUUCUUUUUUUUUUUUGUAAGAAAACUAAUAACUAGCAUACAUAUUCUGGUUGAAGCUUGAGCUUAAGCUCUUAAAGCCCCGGCUAGAACAUUCGCAACCAACACCAAUUGCUGGGUUUUGCAAUAUAACAUCAUCGUCUUAAUGUAGGACUCUCCCAUCGCCCUAGCCUCCCCCACAACAUCCAGUGCAGGGCAAUCAGUCUACAAAUGAGCUAGUGUCUCCAGGAUCAGCGUGCAGUGCCAGCAUUUCUGGUCCCUGUUUUUGUCUAGCCUGUUAAAAUAUGAGUUAGUAUGGUAGUGCUUGGUUUUCAUUUGGGUCACCAGACUCUGGUGUCAGCGACCAAACUUCCAUUAGGGGUUGUGUCUGCUCGGAAGUGGCAUGAAAGCGAAUACACCUUUGGCCUUCGUGCUGUCUGCCAUUUGUCUGUACCACUUUGUUCGAAAGUGGUCUGCUAGUCAAUUUUUGAAACUCAGAUAAGUGAUUGGUUUUUCUGCCAGGGUGUCUGCUUUUUCAUUGCCUCUAACUUUUACAUGGCUUGGUAUCCAUUGCACCAUUACCUUGCCUCCGAUCUUCUCAAUCUUCUUGGAUGGCAUCAACCAAGUGUUACAUGCUUUCUUAUUCAAGAACUUGAAAUUCAAUGCCGCAAUCCCACAGGGCCAUGAAAGCCUCUCAUUUGGUGGCCCUCCAACUGGGUAUAGGAUGAGCGCACCAUACCCCACAUUUCUUUCUGUCAUGUUGGCCAAUCCAUUAAGGGCAGCCGCUCUCUGUACAAGUGCAGGGCUGCGUUUCAUCACUACUGUGUUGUUCAGAGCCCAACAUGUAUUGGGACGGGUAGGUUCUAGAUAGGGCGGAACGAAUGGAGUAUGGGUCAGACUUUCUCUAUUUUUGGAGAGUUUGACUGUACUUUCCAGUUGUGCAACUUGGUGUGUAGAAGAAGAUCUUUAUACCCAACUCCCGGCUACCCAGUUAUUCUGCAACUUGGUGUGUAGAAGAAGAUCUUUAUACCCAACUCCCGGCUACCCAGUUAUUCUGCAACUUGGUGUGUAGAAGAAGAUCUUUAUAGCCAACUCCCCGCUACCCAGUUAUUCUGCAUUUUAAAGCAGUUUUUUUUUCUUUUCGUUUAACCUCCUAUACAGUUCUACAAUGAUUAAUAUCGUCUUGCCCCUUUUGAUAUCAAGUGGCUCUAUGUUGGCUGUGACUUCCACAGCAGCUGUGGGUGUGGUUUUAAUGCACCACAGAUGCCUGAUUCUGGAUUUGGCCCAAUUUUUGCAAUGCAGACUGGACGGCCAUGCUGUAAUCCAUCACUCACCUUACACUACUCAGGAACACAGGGCUCUGGUGGCUGAUCCCGCCCCCCCCCCCCCUUCAUGCUUUUUCACCAGGCUGAGCUUGGUCAUCAAGCUGGCAAUCGCCAGGGAAUUAAAGUCUUGCACGAAAUUAUGCAUGUGUUCCUUUUGAUGUACUUUGACUCACAGGUAGACUGGUUACUUACUUGAGCGCUAUGUUGUUCACCUAAAGCUCGAUGCCAUGUUUAAGAAUGGUACGACUGUUUGUAAAUAGUGAAUAGACCGUCUUCUCUGUGUUGAUUUCCAUUUGCCACCGCUGCAUGUACCUACUGAUAGCCGACAGGUCAUGCUGUAGUAGCUCUUGGGGUUGGUUAGCGUUUUUACUGGUACUCCAGAUACCAAAUCGUCCACAUACAUCGCUGCAUUUGUUGAUAAUAUAUUGGGCAAGUCAUUGAUAUAGGAGAGGAAGAGUCUGCAAUUAAGUGCUGACCCAAGCAGUAGUCCCCGUUCCAAAGUUCACUUGCUUGAGUUUUUGCAGCCAAACUUUGUUUUGAUUGUGAGGUUUGUCAGAAAACAUACGAUCCACCUGCACAUAUUCACUCACAGCUACGCCAAAGCCUUGUAAUUUUAACAAUAGGCCCGUUGGAGGUAUAAGACUAUUUUCAGUAGACCAUCGGUUAUGGUCUGGAGAAGACGGAGCAUCUUGUCUAUAGGCUGGUUUCCCUUUCGAAAGCCCGUCUGGUUUGUGUUUUGACAGUCAAUAAUUUGCAGGUACCAAUAAAGUCUCCCAUUUACCAUUCUCUCAGCUACCUUCCCUAAACAUGAUGUUAGGGAUAUCAGAUGGUAGCUGCUUGGGUGAUCAUUAUUUUUCCCCUCUUUGGGAAAGGGAACGAUUGCAGCACAUAGCCAAGCUCGUGACGGGGCUCCCGUGGCCCAUGAUCUGUUGAUGAUGCUCAUUAGCUUUGUCCUGGCUGUGGUGCCAAGGUUUUAUCAUUUCAUUACAGAUCUCAUCCUGUCCAGGUGCCUUGGUAACUUUGCACUUGUUGAUUGCUUUUUGCAGUUCAACCAGAGUAAAGGGUGAAGUGAAGACCUCAGCAAGGGUGAAGUGAAGAACUCAGCAUGAGGUCCCCACUGUUGGCGUUUCCUCCAUGUUUCCUGAGCCAGUUAAGCUUUUGGCUUUCUUUGGUCUCUCUCUCUGUUUAAGACUUACCUUAGCGAAAUGCCCGUUAAAGUCCUCUGUAUUUUAAGCAUCUGUGGUCCUCGGUUUUUCAUUUUCCACAUGGCAGGGAAGGAAUCCAUCAAUCGCCAAACCUUUUUCCUGUCUAUUAGGCUGAGUUUUUCCACGAGUCCCCACCCAUUUUUCUUUCUUUGCCGUGUUGACAGCGUCCCGGACCUCAGCCACCAGUCUGUUGUAGUCAGCACAAGCUGCUUCAGUCUUCCAGCUUUGGCCAGGCUUUUUUCCUUUCAUAGAUGAGUUCUGGCAACUUUUUAGUCGAGAAAGGUCGGAAAUUGCGGUUCCCACAUGUCUUUGGUAUGGUCUUUUCUGCCACACUUAACAUAGCACUCAUGAAGUUGAUUGAUAUUCGCAGAGUCAUCUGGGAUUCCAGCAGAUUGCGCGAUCGUGUUUUCUAUUCCGUCACAGAAUAAGGUCCAUUUGGCAUUGCCAAAUAGCCAGUGUCUCUUGGCAAACCUUUCCUUUUCUAACCCUAAAUUAAUUGUAAUGAGUAUUGGUCAAUGGUCACUACCAAUCUCAGGGAGCACUUCGAACCUCACUUUGCUGCCUAGUUCUGCUGAAACUAGAUUGAGAUCCAGUCAGGACAGAGAACUGUUGCCUGUAUGGAGCAGCAUUGGGAUGCUGUUUUUAGUAGUGAGUUUUACCUCCUCUAAAUAUCGCCCUUAGGCAUUUCUUUCUGGGUAGCCUAUAUCCCCAUAGGGGCAUUAAAAUCUCCAGCUAUAAGGAUUUUUUUGAAAUUGGGUGUGCUUUACAUGUUGUGCUUUACAAGUGUAAGCACAACGUGUUCCUAGGUUUAUUGUAAAUAUUUGAUAUGGUAAAGAACUUACACGCUAAAGCUACUCUAAGGGUCAGAGGUCACCAACCUGCUUAGGGGGGGGGGGUUCAAAAAUCCCUUGCUUAGUUGAUCAUUAUUGUAUGCACUUGCCAUACUGUUGGACAAGGACCAGACUCUAUUUGCUUUAAACACUCCCAGAGAGAGAAGCUGAAGCAACUCUUACCUUUGUCUUGGAAGUCAGACAUAUUGCAUAAUAAUCCUCUUAGCUUCACCGGGUACACAUGCAUGCCCAGUUACUAGUCCACUAACAGCCCUGUAGAGGCCAGGAUCUCUUGUUGCUGGAUAGCAAGAAAGCUACUAAAUGGAUUGUAAAAAUUAUUGUUUUAAUCUUCAUACCAGGUGAUACCUGAAAAGAGAACACUAAAGAAUUUAAAGUCCAUAAGUCUACAGGUCAACUGGUAUGUUUGGCUGGUACGUUGGAUGUUGUCUGUUUAAAUAUUGUUAUUGGCAACUUUUCAACUUUUUACUUUUCAUACGAUUCUACUCAUUGUACAAGAUACUAUCAACACAAUAUGUACUUAAAAAUUAAAAAUAUUAUGUAACCUUUGAAAUUAGUCUUGCAUGCCUCAGACAAAAAAAUACUAACGGCAUCUGUGUAUUUUAAUGCUGCUAUUUAUUAAGUAUCAGCUAAGUUGCAUAUUUUGUCAUUGUUAUAAUUGAACAUUUUUAAUGAUUUUUUGUUUUUUCAGGAAUGUUAAAUGAACUAAAUAUUUAUUGUAUUUUUCACUGAAGGCUCCCAGCAGUUUAUUGCUAGUGUCAUCUGGAACACUUGGGAACACAUUACAUCCAUUCCAAUUUAAGGUAAUUUUUUUUAAAGAUAUUGUUUUUAAAUCAAGAGGAUACUAUCAUGUUAGAUAGUACCUUGUGAGCAAGUAGUUGAUUGUACCUUGUGAGCAAGUAGUUGAUAGUACCAUGUGAGAAAGUACUUGAUAGUACCAUGUGAGAAAGUAGUUGAUAGUACCUUGUGAGAAAGUAGUUGAUGGUGCCAUGAGAGAAAGUAGUUGAUAGUGCCAUGAGAGAAAGUAGUUGAUAGUACCUUGUGAGAAAGUAGUUGAUAGUACCUUGUAAUUGGAUUUGGGCUUUUUAAAGGCUAACUGAUCAAAUGUGUAGCAUGCAUAGUUGAAUUUAAAUUUAACAUUUUUCAAACAAAUUCAAGCUGUGUAGAUGGACAACCUACUACUUGACUGUUCAUAAGGACUUUAAAUUUCAACACAACUUCCAUUAUGGUGUAGUUCAUUAUAAUGAGCUUUUCACAGUUUUGAUAAUUUCUUUUUUUAUUUGACCAGAGCCCAGGGGUCAUAACUAGGCUGCCCAAAUUUGAAGCGGACCUCCCAGUCACUCCAAGACCACAAAAGUUAACUUUGCUGGACCGGGACGUCAUCAUGGCUACCAUGUGAGUGCACAGCAUUGAGCGAUGAACAGGUCUUAAGUUUCAUUGGAAUCCAUUUAUUAUCUUUAAAGGAACAGUUUCUGUUUGACUGAACUAAUCCUUUCUUUCAUCCAACAUUUUUCAUCUAUAAAAAAAAAUGUGAAAGCACAAAACCUUGAAUAUUUUAGAUUUGAGCACCUUAAAAUUUGCUAAUUAUAGCAAGCAAGCUGUUGUCUUGACAUCAGUAAGGUAUAACCAGAAACUAUGGCAGCUGGCUGUAAGUUAACUAAGGCUUACACUUACACCCACCUUGAUGUUGAUGUGUUGCAACCUGAAUAGAUUAGGCUGUUGUCUAGAUUGACUAGGUUGGUGGAUGUGAUAGAUAUAUAUAUCUUUUCUUGAUAGUUUAUUAUGGGCAAUUGUUGAGCCAUCAACGAAAUGUUAGCUACACUUUACGGAAUGCAUAUUUUCACUUAUGUUAUAUUUUUUGCUGAAUUUGAUCACUGGGUCACUCAAUGUUUGUCAUUUGAUGAUUGUUGAAGUUGUAUUUUUUGUCCUCACCAGUUAUGAUCACUUGUAUAUAGUUGUGCUGAGACAUCCGCAAAGCACAUCUUUUGGAGCAGAAAUAGUGCUCUACCAAUUACAAAAGUAGGUCCGUUUUGGUUAUAUGAUACAUUUUGAAGAUCUAUUUCAGAUAGGAAAAUGGAUUAACCUUAAAUCUCAUGUUUAACAUGCACAAUUUCACUCAAUUGAAGCUGCUAAAAUGGAGGCUGUGUAUUAUGCAGGAGUACAAACAAAUUUCCUAUUUUUUAAGUCACAAUUAUCUAUAAGCAUUAUUGUUAAUAUAUAUUUUACAUGCUAGAGCAUCACUUGCAAUCCAUUCGUAUCACAUAUACUGUUUCUUUAAAUUUGGUUACUUGAUUAUUUUUUAUCUACUAACAGAGAAGGUCCUGCCAGAAAGACUGAUGUUUUGAGACUGGACAUGAGUGGACGCUUUGCCAUUAAUGUUGUGGACAAUUUAAUAAUGGUGCAUCAUCAGGCUUCCAAGGUAAAUCUAACAAUUGGGUCUUCUUAACCCAUGUUAUUUAGUGAGUUCACAAUGUUUCACAUAACUGACAUCACAAAUGUACCACGACCCUGAAAAAGAAGUGAAAAUCUUGAAAUGCUUGAAGGUAUUUUAAAAUUAGAUUAUUGUUUCAUAUUAUGUUUAUUUAAAAUUGAUAUUUUUCUCUUAAGAUGUAGAUGACCCUUUUUAAGAAACCACUUGACAUAAAGAUGUUUUUAAAAUUUUGUGUCAAAACACAGUAAUGAUUUUUAGCUCUUGUCUUGCUUUAUUUUCAGACUUCAGUCAUAUUUGACAUCCGUUUGGAGGGCAAGUCAGAUGGUUACGUGAUGUACCACUUUCCUGUGUUGUCGCCUCUUGGUAUCAAACCUUUUAAACUUCUUUUGCCCUGUAAGUUAAAUGCAGUAUUGGUUGGUUACUUCUUAGUGACAUUCAAAACUUUUUAGAUCCAUAGGAAGAUUAACAGCUGAUAUUAUUAAAUCUGAAUUCCCAUGUUCAGCUCUUCUAAAUAAAGCUGUGUGGUGUAUACUUUUUUAUUAGAAGAAGCGCAGCACUUCAGUGCUUAUUUUAACAUGCAAGGACUGUUAUUUGUUUAUACUUUCUCAAAUGAAAUGUUAACAUACUCUCUGAUAUUAUCAGUAGACCAUAAAUUUGUAAAAAUAAAUUUUCAGCUGUCAAUAUGCAAGCUGGCACAGAUAAAACAGAGUACAACUGUGAGCUUUGUAUCCUUUCAAAUAAAUUUGUUCUAGCUAGCCUAGAUGUUUGUGUGUCACAUAUCUAUAGGACAUAUCACAUAUCUAUAGGACAUGACGCACUUACAAUGUUGGUUUAUUUAUACUGAAUGAUAUCAAAACUAGUGCAUGGGCAUUAUUUUUCCUUAAGAAAUUGAAGAUUCUGCCAACUGGAUUGUCUUUCAGCCUGACAUUGUUAUAGAUGCCAAACUGGGUAAGUAGAUGUUACUCAGCAAUAUCUAUAACAAGUCUGAAUGAUCUGUUUACAUAUUCUUUGUGUGUCUCUCUUUUCUUUUUUUUUUUUUUAUCUUCAACAUUCAUAUUUCUAUUGAUGCUGUGCUCUAGCGGAUUUUUUUUUUUUUUGGUGGGGUGGGGGGGGUUUGUUAUAUCUGGCUUUUUAUUUAUGUGAUACAAAAAUUUUGGGGGUGUAAAUUAACAAUAAUGUGCUUCCAUUUUUUUUUCUUUUAUUGACAUUGGAAAGGAAUAAUUGUUUGAGAUUAGAUUUGAACCUAUUCUAUAUUUAUUAGAUUAUACUAUUUUUAUUUUUUAUUAGAUUACAUUGCUUCAUAAUCUAAUGGCACAAACAUUGCGGUUAACAUUGACUGGUGAAGGCCAAAUCUCCAUGGCAUUAUUGAAUCCUUCAUCAACGUAUAUUUUGCAAGUUUCCUUUUAUACCUAACCUAAAAAUUUUAAAUAAAAUAAAAUUUCAGGUUGUUUAUGGACAUUACAGAUAAAUCUUAACCCCCUGGUCACCAUGAUCCCAGACAAGGUAGACAAAUCACACAUUUAGUUUAUCCAAGUUAAUUUCAUUCACCGUUUGCUGACAUAAAAUUAUCUGUUUUUCUCUUUCUCAAAACAAAAUAAUUUACUACUUAAUAAUUUUCAGAGAUAAAAAAAAUAUUGUUACUUUUCCAGGAUCGACUAAUUCAGUUUCUCCUCAACCGCUCUGAUUCCAAACCAGUGAUUCUAAAUGUCUGCGCCCAGAUGUUGGUACCAGGUAAACAAGCCAGUUUACAGCACCUGGCCAAGGUGUACGACCUGCUCAAUGUCACAUACAAGCAACAUCUGGAGAUGGAGGCCCAAUUAUCUGUAAGAAAAAUUAACAUUUUGUUUAUGAUAUCUUUACAUAUAUUGCUCGUAUGCAAAAGCAUAAAAAAAAUCCUACGACACAAUUUUUUUUUUUUUUUUAAAAAGAAACUCAAUCAGCAUUUUUAUUUAUUACACACUAGGCUUACUGUAAAUAGGUGCCCUUCAGCAAAACAACUUUAACUCAUGCUAAUUAUCAGAGUUUUGGACUGUGAUAAAGCUUUAAAGUAGAUUAGUUAGACACAAUUUUUGCAAAUAAAACAAUAUAUGUUCAGCUUUAAUGACGAUUUUACAAAAUACAAAUGUAAACGUUUCGGCAAAUGCCUUCAUCAGUACAAAAAGCAAAACAUUUAAAUAAGUAUAAAUUAAAUUUAAAUGACAUAUAUUUACAUGUGUCCUACCUAAAAGUUACGUAUAAUUACACUCAUUUCUUGUCAUCAUUCACAUUUUAUUACCAUUAGCAUUACAGCUGCUACAUUUCAGUGCUAUUUUGAAGGCUCAAUUGAUUUGCUUUGGUAUUCUAUUCGUUUCAGCUUUAUUCAAAUUAUUUUAGAAGACUUUGCCUGAAAAUAUAUUGUUGACGUCCGCCAAAUUUGAUUCUGCCUUGCAUUUAAAACAGACUAAAGUUGCGUAAGGCGUUACCAUGUUGACUGUAGCUAUGUGUUGCUGUGUUUCAGGCGGGUGAGCUGACCAUGGCUGGGGUUACAGCUAAAAAAGUGGUGAUAGAACAGCCUGACAUGUUUACACACGUGUUCUCUAUAUUUGAGGAAUACAAGGUGAUCAUCAUAAUCUGUACAAGUAUUUUAAUAAUAAUAAUAAUAAGACGUCUUAUAUAGCGCGGUAUCCCAGCCUAGGGCUGGGCUCACCGCGCUGUACAUAAAAAUUUUAUCAAAAGAGACAUAAUUAUGACAUUAAAAUAAAAUACAUUUAUGAAAAAAAGAACAGCAAUGUAUAUUCACACACAUAUUAAAAGUCUAAUAAUGUUAAAAACUGUAUUUUAACAUAAUUUUCUUUUUUUUUGUGGUAAUUUAGCUGACAACAGGGGAUUUAUAUAAUUAUAUUAUAAUCUGUUCAUGAACUACAGUGGUCCCUUGCCACGUCGCGCUUUGACUAUGGUGGCUUCACUCUAUCGCUUUUUAAAAAAAAAUAUAAUAUAGCGCAUUCAUUAAAAGGUUGAUCAAGAUAGUGAAAAUGAUAGAGUGCGUGUUUGGUUUUCUGAGUCAAUUAUACAGCCCUCUAUUACAAUUAAAAUUACUGUAUGUAUGGACUGUAGGCCUUUGUAUUGGAGCACCCCCAGAGAGUCUAAUAAUGUUAAAAACUGUAUUUAGAGGGUUCUAAAUAGGUUUUAUAUGCUGUAACAAUGAAAAUAUUUUACAUUUAUAAAUAAAGAAUCCUACUUUAAGGAAAUUCACUUUACUGAUUAAUCGCGAUAAACGAGGGACGUUGUAUUGCAUUUUCAAUUUAAAAAAAGAAACUCACAGAUCGUUAAAAGAUGCAUGUACUUCAUUGAAAAUAUUUCUGAUAAAUUUUAUGCAGCUAUUCUGAGCUAAUUGGUUUUACACAUUACUAGCACUCAGUUGCUAAAAAAUCCAAAGGUGUUUGACUAAAGGCAUAGUAUAAUAAUCUAAUUUAGAAAUAUCUCUAUUAUCUAAACUCUACUGUAUCUGCCAAAAAUGUGGGUUCCAGGAUAUCAAAUACAAGUUCAUGGUGGCUGUGCUGAUUGAGUACAUCAGGUCUCUCAAUCAAUUUGGUAUUCCUGUUCAGGUGAGUACAAAAGUUUAUUUUUAACUAGCUUGUUCACUGUUAAUUUGUCAAGUCUCUCAUCAUUAAUUAAAUUAUGUGUUUUUAUUUUGUAAUUAUAAUGAUCUAUUGAUUAUUUCUCUUGUGCUUUUUUUUUUGGUUACCUUCAAUAGCACUACCUUUAUGAGCUGAUCAUUAACAUUCUAGUCCACAACAACUGUUUCUACCAACUUCAUCAAUUCCUACAAUACCAUGUUCUCAGUGAUUCUAAGCCUUUGGUAAGUUGUGUUACCGUUCGCUAUGCUUAUUGAAUCAUGUUUGAAAUUAAUAAAUCUGCUCUAUCACCUAGUAAUUGAAAACAUUUAAUAUUGUCAAGACCUGAACGUCACGUUUCUAUCUUAAAUUUUCCCUGUUGUGUUGAUAUUAUUGUUACAUUUAUUUUCUAGGCUUGCUUGAUGCUCUCCCUUGAAACAGUUUAUCCCCCUGCUCAUCAGCUGGCACUUGAUAUGCUAAAGGUUUGUACUAUCAUAUAUAUUAUACUAUGGGGUAGAUGAAAAUAACUUAGAGCAUGUAAGAUAUUAACAGGAUAAUAUAUGAGGGACUGCAUUCAAGCAGUGUGACUUUAAUAAAUAGGCUUGAAAAGAAAAGAUUGGAUAAUUAAAAGGACAUGUGGGCUUGAUGCCUUCUUCAGCAGACAAUACAAAAUAGAUAGAUAAUUAUAAAUUAAAAAUCAAAACUUAUGUGUUUGAAAAUUUUAAUAAUAACAAUGUAGCUCAAUGUAGUUUUAUCAUUAAAUUUCAACAUAAAGCAUUGGGAAGUCACAAAUUUACUUACAUUUUUUGCAGCUUGUUUGUAUAACUAGAUGAUCUGGUCAAGUGAUUAAAUAAUCAAGGAAAUGAUUAUUUGUUGAGGAGAGAGCUAUUUAUAUACUUUAUGUUCAUAUAGGAUGUUGGGAGUCCAUUAGGACUUUAAUAAUAAUAUAUUGUUUUUCAGAGGAUUCAGACAGCCAAUGAGGAGAUUAUUGAAGUUCUACUAUCAAAACAACAACUUCUACCUGCACUAAGGUAAUAAUUAUAAAUUUUUCUUUUAUUCAGAUAAGCAGUUAAUUCCUCUACAUUAUUUUCUAAAAGAUUUUCUGCCUCAAUGUUAAAAAUAAUGUUAAACUAUUCUAAUUUGCCCCUAUCUAGUACCAUAUAAAUGCUACUCUCAUUCAGUGGUUGAAAAACAUUUUAAAACAAAAAGAGGUCUUUGUUUUGUUUCAAUUAUUUGGUUAUUCAAAGUACUUACGGUUUUUGUUUCUUUCUAUUGGAGAUUUAUUCGUAGUGUGGGCAAUGUUGACGGUGUGUCUUCAAGAAAGUUUUUAGAGGCAGCUCUCAAUACAUCUGACAACAUGAUAUUUUAUACAGUUUUUAAAUUCUUUGAACAAAGAAACCAGAGGUUGCGGUCCAAUCCCAGGUUUCAGACAGGUAAAUUAAAAGGUUUAAAUGCUCAUUUCUCUUAUUCUGAACAAGCUACUUAAAACACAAAUUUGAUCUCUACUUAUUAUCACAUGCCUGGCAUGUAAAAUCAAAUAUCUAUGCAAUGGUGAUUAUAUCUUACACAUUGUCCUGGUCUUUAGUGAUUUUCCCAUACUUGGUGCACUGUAAAGAGAUUAUAGCAUUCUAGUCUGUAGUGACUGAAUAAUUAUUUUUACUCAUUUGAUAUGUUGCUUGUAGUAAAACUGUAUCAAUAGUUUAGGAUACUUUACCCAUGUCUUACAAACUGUGCCAUCCAGCCAUAAUUUUAUCUUAAGUAGUUUUGUUUGAAUUGUAGUCAGUCUAAAUUGCUGAAAGUGACUUAAUGAUAUUUUACAUUGUUCUGGAAUUUGUGAUUAAUGAAUACAUUGGACAUUUUUAAGUAGUUUCUAUUUUGUCCUGUCUUGAUACAUGACACAGUGAUGUAUGUGUAUAUUUCCACAGGAGAACACUGUGAGCAGUAUGUCAAACAGUUUGAAACUUUGUUUGGGAGUGAUGCCCUCAUGCCUGUUCCUUCUAUUCAGUGAUUUUUUUUUAAAAACUCAGUUAUGAACAAUACUCUGUACCAGGGGUAGACAAAUCUGGAUGCCAUGGUGCCUCAAAACUCAAAGCUGUAUAGAAUUUUCUAUCUUUCAAAAAAUACCUAUAAAGUUGUUUAUGUAUUUUCUGAAUCAGGUGUAUCAAUAAAUCAGAAUAAUAAAACUUGCAAUUAAAUUUUUUUAUCCCAUUGCACGAAUAAUGGUGAUGGUUAAAUUUAAGUUCUUCCUUCUCAUAUUCAAUUCACCUUUAAAUUGAAGAAGGCAAUACUGAAGACGAGCCGAGUGAGUGGUACAUUUUAAAAGUAGAUGGUGAAAGUCUUCCAUUAAAUAAGCUGCUGGAAAAGACACAGACUCUUAAAGAAUGAUUUCCAAUCUCAAGGAAAGCUCUGCACCAACAAUUCUUGUGUCAACCUCAGGAUCUCAAAUGAGGUUUCAGCUCAAUGAAAUGUUGAAAAUCAUAAACUGAUAUCCAAGCAUGGAUUGAAAGAACUAAACUUAACUGACCUGAUGAUUCAAUUAAAGGGCCUCCAACAAAGGACUUUAACCAACAGAAUGUUACGAUUAUUGGUAUUUUGGUGGUAAACCCCUUUAAUACAAUUUCAUAAGGUUAAAAAAAAUCUGACUGAUUAUAAACUAAAAAUAUUAAUUGCUUUUAAUUCAAUCAUGUAUUUAUUUGUUGAUGAGAUGUACUAAGGUCUCAUUAAAAGAAAUUAAAGAGUGUGUAGUUUUAUCUUAGUUUGAUUUAUGGUUUUACAACCCAUAUUUGCAAUGAGGUAUUGAGGUUUUGGCUGCAGAAUUGCUUAUGGUUUUGUCUACCCCUGCUCUGUGCAUGCCAGGGCAUGAAUUCUUGUUUUUCAUAAAAAAUUAGUCUUACGAAUUUACAAAGCAGAUUAAUCAAAAAUUUACGUUUUCUUUUUAGCUUCCAUGAUUAAGUUUGAGGAAUUGAUUUAUCCAAUUUUCACAUCAUGAAUCGGAGAAACCACAUGAUUUUAAAUAAAAAAAUCAUAAGUCAAUUUUUAAAAAAAACAGUGCAGAUAAGAAAUUUGAUGUUAAAAUAUUCCUGGAGUAAUAAAAGAUUUUUCAUUUUUCGGUUCCUAAGAUUGUAAAAAUUUGAAUAUGCAAGAGUCAUGAAGGGUUUCUAUUCAUAGCUACCGGUAGAAAUGGUACAGGCUUUUGGGUCUGUUGAUAAAAUUAUGAAAUCUAAAUACUUCACGCUCUGUGAAUCUACUCAAAACAAUUUAUUUUGUUUAACUUUAAGUUUAACAUCGGAGAUUACCGGUGAUUCUAUUUUGUGCAAUAACAGCUCAGCAAACCAUGGGGGCUAUUCAUCUCUUUAUUCAUGGAUUGUUUCCUUAUAUUAUUUAAUGAUAUAUUCUAAAGCUGCCUUUUAACAUAUGAGUAAUACUAAAGUGCAUUCUUUGAAAUUUAAGAAAGAAAAAAACUUUUUUUUUUAAAGUGUUAAAUUCGUUCCUUAGCUCACAAGUAG
Molecule: messenger RNA, 17825 nt
Organism: Lymnaea stagnalis (great pond snail)
Lineage: Eukaryota; Metazoa; Mollusca; Gastropoda; Lymnaeidae
Source: the annotation of a GenBank genome assembly